Messenger RNA from Ricinus communis (castor bean), 9582 nucleotides. Its product is annotated as serine/threonine-protein kinase ATM. The record is from RefSeq and is a predicted model, not a curated record. Bases 155 to 9304 code for a protein of 3049 amino acids. Lineage: Eukaryota; Viridiplantae; Streptophyta; Magnoliopsida; Malpighiales; Euphorbiaceae. Gene Ontology annotation, biological process: DNA repair. Gene Ontology annotation, molecular function: protein binding; protein serine/threonine kinase activity. The transcript is spliced from 79 exons.
CUCGCAUCGCAUUCACAGUCAACAAUUGUCAUUCUUUUUAUCCUUAUUCUUCUUUUCUCUGCUACUACUACUAAACCCUCAUUUCCCCUUCAUUUUCCCGCCAUUUUUUGUAACCGUCAAUCACACACUCUGGCAGCUACCGAUAACUGCGCCGAUGGUCACGUCAAGAGACGUUCAAGAGAUCGUCUCAAAGCUCUCCUCCGAUAAAGCCAAAGCCCGUGAAGAAGGAAUAAAAUUGUUGAAUACGUGGUUAGAAGGAGAAAGAUCGAUAAAAUUCUGCAACUACAUUGGACAGAAAACUGCCAAGCUUAAGCUUAAUGAAAUUCCUCACUCGGAAACAUGGCCGUUUCUUAUAUCAUUGCUCAUUCAAAGUGUGUCAUUGGAGAUUUCAACAAGUAAACGGCGGUUGCCUAAGGCGAGUUUUGCCAAAACCUUGCGAAUUGUAGUUCAGCGAGCUGAGGAUGCUAAGUUUUCAGCAGGCAAGGUAUUGCCGUUGUUACCUGUGGCUAAAAUACUCUUCAGUCACAUAUGGGAUGUAUUAAGUAGUGUUUCAAGCUUUCAGUCAGAGUAUGGGGUUAUACUACGGCAUCUAUUGGCAGUUCGAGAUUAUCGUUUCCACUUGAGGAACCGUGUUUAUUGCAGCCUGAUGCGUCUGUAUAUAGAGAAGGUGGAAACAAGCUUGGCAGAUAAAAAUGAUAAUCAAGGUAAUCUGAAAGAGGAGGCUUUUCGCUGUGUGUUAACACUACAUUCACUUCUAGAAAACCCUCCUGGAGAUUUCCCAGAUGAACUCAGGGAAGACAUUGUUAAGGGGAUUGUUCAGAUUUUCUCCUUCAUAAGGGAGGAGGGAAAGUUCUCACGUAAACUUAUGGAGUGUGUUAAUACUUACUUGUUAAAAGAUGGUCCAAAUUUGGGCUGUCAGUCCUUGGAGAUCCACAAUGCUGUACGGCAUUUUGUGUUUCGUUGUUGGCUUACAACCCAUGAUCGGAAUCUGAAGGAUGCACUUAUAUUCUAUGGAAGGCUGCAGCUAAAUCUAACAAGAGGUGCUUCUGAAAGUGGUUCUAUGGUAGAACAAUUUUUGGAUGUAGUAUGUAAAGAACUAGAUCAAAGCAGUUUAACCAGCAUAACUGUGCCUUGGAUGGACGCAACCAAGGAUGAGAAGUUUGGAACUUUGACUGGUUCACAAUGUGGUUUGGUUGAGCUUGCUGCACUGCUACUUUAUCAGGCUUGUGUUAGCACACCUAAAGCACAGUCAACUGAAAAGAGGAUUAAGCGGGAGCAUGCUACUGUUCUCUUGAAAGAGGCACUUAAGAAAGGAAAAUGGUUAUGGAAUGCUGCUUUUUGCUAUCUCAUUCGUAACUACUGCAGUCGCAUGAAUAAGGAUCUUAUCAUAUACUGGUUCGAUGGAAUCUCGACUAGCUUUGAGAGGAUUUUGAAUGAUACAACUAUGGUGCAUGCAUAUGAUAGUUUGCUCUGGACUUUGCGAGGUUUGCAGGAGUUAUCUACUGUUUUGCUGCUUUCAGAUUCUCGAGUGGAUUCGAUCUCGAAUAAGCUUGACAGUGGUUGGCAAUUAAUCUGGAGCCACUUGAUACAUGGGUUGCCAUUAUUCAGUAAUUCAACUUCAGUUGCAGAUGCUGCCUUAUUGCUACUCGGAAACAUACUUACAAGUGAUAUGAUGAAUAUAUUUGUUGUGCCUCAAGAUAUAUGGGACCUGAAAUUAUUUAAACAAAUGCCAUCAAGGUGUGUCUUGUACUUCAUUGCGUGCUAUUUUUCUCACAAGGGUUCUCAAGGUGAUCUUCGAGACUCCUUACAUCUCAGAAAAAAUCUCCUAACAACAAUUUUGGGCUAUCUGAACUGGAAGGACACUUCCAUAUUGAACGAGCAUAUGGUGGUGUUGUUUCCAGCAGCUGUUUAUGCUCUUUGUGCUGGCUGUGCUCCUUUCACACAUUGCUACAAAGGGCUUCUCCCAUCACAUAAUCUUGAGGCUUCAGGUGAUUGGGCCAAGACAUACGAGGAUGAGUGUGAAAGGCUUUAUGAACCUUUUGAGUGCUCUGUGGAGGUGCUUGCAAAAAUCGAUUUGGGCUCUACAGUUGAGCUUGCUUCAUCCCAAUGCAAUCGAAGUGUAAGUCUUCCAUGUGAAUUAAGAGAUACACUGAUGCAUGAAAUGGAGACCCAUAUUUUCGGAGCUCUAGGGGAUAAGCAGACCGAAAAAAUGCCUCUCUGUGAUGCCAUCUUUACAUGUGGACUAUUGUCCAAUUUCAUACAUGGCUCAUUGGUAACAAGGAAAAGAGAUGAGAUUUUGCCAUUUCUCUCCAAAACGGGCCAGUACUUAAUAGAUUUGUUAGGCUAUGCUGUUAAUUUGGUCACUGAAAAUGGAAGUGAUUUCCAAUCUCUUGGUUGUUCGGGAUCUACCUCAGAGUGCAAUGUGAAGAACUCUUUAUUACAGUCUUUUAGAAGCCUUCUCUGCUGUCCUAUCUUUGUAAAAGGGGAAGAUAAAAAUGCUCUGGAUGCUGCACUUUCUGGUGAUGUGAUUCAAUGCAUGGAAAGGCUCUUGAAAGCACUUGCUAAACUGUAUGAACAAUUUUCUGAAUGUACAAGAAGCUCUCAUUCUGAAGUGGUGCUGUCUGAUUCAUCUGAUGCUUCCUUACAAAUAUCUAGCCCGCUAGAUGGUAGUAGGAGCAGGAUUCUGGACGUGGAAUUAGAUGUGAAUGAGGAUACACAAGAUGUCGACAUUUUAAGUUUUGGUGGCAAAGUUAGUACUGCCAUUUCCUUUUCUAUGAUUAAGUGGAAGAUGGGAAUGAUAUCACUUAUUUCAAGUUUUUUCUCAGUUUUAGGUCUUGUUACAUGGGAUAUUCUUUUUGAAGUGAUGGGAAAAGAAUGCGAGACAAAGGUGUUUGAGAACAUUCUUUACCAUCUCUGUCAACAUCCGCACUGGUCUUCUGCUGGAAAGCUCAUAGACCUGGUACAAACAUUGGAUAACAUGAUUGAGAUAAAAGUGGGUGCUAAACUUAAUUGUGCUAGCAUAGUAGUUGCCACCCAACGGUUGAUGCAUACGUUAUUAUCUCUGAACGGCAUUCAAAAGGAUGCUGACCUAAGUUUGACUGGAAGAGAACAUGAACAGGGUCUUAUACAUCUUGGAAGUGUGGUCAGCAAAGUGGCAGAGUUUGGCUUUCUUGACUGGAGGGGACGUGUAAAGCUAAUUGGUUGCAUUUGUGAUUUUGUUGUACUCAGUCCUCAAAAUGGUCAGACAAUGAUAGGAAGGUUGUUCUUACUGCUUCGGGAUCCUGAUUACCGAGUUCGGUUUUCCCUGGCUCAACGGAUUGGUGUUCUAUUUGAAACAUGGGAUGGCCAUGAGGAACUCUUCCAAGAUAUCUAUUCAAAUUUUGGUGUCACACUGGUGCUUCACUCAAAAGGGAAACUUGUCACUGCAAAAGAGGUUCUAGCUGCAGGUCCUCAGCCAUGCCUAGCAAUGGAAACUAUUAUUAUUACCCUAAUGCAUCUUGCUUUCCACAGUGAGAAAGUAGAAUUGGAGGCCAUUUUCAUUAUUUGCGCAGUUGCUGCUAUCAACCCUUGUCACAGGUGCAAAAUGUUCUACCUUAUCCUUUUGUUACUAGGCAUGGUUAUUUUAUUGACGAAAGUGCAUUGCUUCAGGGAGUUGGUCAGUGCAGUACUUGAUGAUCUUUCAAGGCAGCUUCAAUAUGCAACUAGGUUCAAGUACUUGGAGGAACUCAUUGGAACUAUUCUCUUUUUUUGGGUUAGUUGUGGCGUUAGCUUAGUUGCACUUGUUGAGAUAAGGCAACUUUUUGUAUUGGAUGCUGAACCCAGUUACUUCAUGCAAUACUGUUGUCACUGGCUUCUUCCAGCUUUAGUUUUGAAUGGGGACAACUCCAGCAUGAACUGGGUGGCUAAGCUCUCUUCUCAACCUUUGGCAAUGCUAGUUAAAAAUCACUUUGUGCCAAUAUUUUCAGUUUGUAUGGCAUUGCAUUGCAGUAAGAGGCCUGGUUGGGAUAAGGGAGCUUUGGUGCUCCAGAGUUCGAUUCUGCAUUUUGCUGAGAUAUCUGAGAACGAAAGAGACAAACUCAUAAAACAACAUAUGGUAUCAAUUGUGAGCCACAUUCUGUCCCUUGCUUCUUGUGCAUCUGAUCCUGCAGUCCCUUUCUUUCCCAGAGAUAUUGUAGCACGGGCAGUUCAAACAGUUGUAGAUGGAUUUUUGGAAAUGGAGAAUUAUCCUUCAAGUGUAGCUGUUAUUGACAAGAUUAACAUUUUUCGGCCAGAUAGAGUUUUCAUGUUUAUAGUUGAGAUGCAUUAUAAAAUAGCAGCAGCAGUUCAUCACAGGCAUAGAUAUCAUAAGUUGGCUGGAAUUCAGGUGCUUAUAGAUGUCCUUGGGCACAGAGCUGGUGUUGCAAGCACUUCCAAUUACCUUUUCAAUUUGGUUGGGCAAUUCAUUGGUUGUUGGGCUUUGCAAGAUCAAUGUUGUCGCAUAAUUUCUUCAUUGCUGGAAACAUUUAAAAGAAACCCAUCUGAAGAUAUUGUCAGAGUGCUAGGUGAACAGCUUCAGUUUUUGGUGUCAAAGUUGGUGGCAUGUUGCAUUCCCUCUGAAACUACAAAGGAAGCUUCUGGCACUAGAUCAUCUCAAGCCUUGUCUUUGCUCUUCCAGCUAACUGUGCAUUCUGAUUCAUCUCUUCACGAUUAUGUUAGAGAAUUGGAACCAUUCCCUGAGACAGAUAUCUUUGGUGAGAUACGAGGGUUCCAUCAGGAGUUAUGCCAAGCCUACUCUCCAAGGGAUCACUUAUUGAAGUUUGUCAACAGAUCUUGCUACCUUCCACCCAGAUUACUUUUAUGGAGUGUACAGGCACUGCACAAGAAGUUGCUCAUGGGGGAAAACUUUCAGAAGGAAAGAAACACAAAAGACUUUGUGGAAGAUGUAAAUUGGCAUUGUGACCCAGAAAUUAUGCAGGCAGUCUGGGCACUUGUUCGCAUGUGUGGGUCAGUUGAUGCAGAUAGCAUUAGAUCAUUGGUGUCUGACUUUGUCUCUAGGGUUGGAAUUGGUGAUCCACAUUGCGUUGUCUUCCAUCUACCUGGAGAAUCUAGUUACUUUAAUGUCUGCAGGCCCACAGCUAAUGACAGCCCUACUGAAAUUAACUUUAGCAUGGAUACUGUCAUUUCUGAAGAACUUUUGAUUACACUUCUGAAGCUUUUAAAGAAGUAUCUGAUGGAUGACUCUGUUAGAAUAGUUGAUUUGACAUCUCAAGCACUUCGGGGAAUACUUUCAACUGAAAGGGGUCAAGGCGCUAUAUUGUCAUUUGAUUCUUAUGAAAGAUCUCUUAUUGAGAUUCACUCGAAAGGUGUAAAUGUUGAGCUGGUGGAAAAGUACCUUUUGGAUCUGGAAAGGAGGUUUAGAGCUGAAGCAAUUCCACUUGAGGAAUCUACUUUAUGGGAGACACCUAACAGAACAUUUGAGAUGUGGAUAUGUCCUCUUGUGUACUCAUUGAUUGGCUACAGCAAUGAUAUCAUUCUAAGGUUAUGCCAAGAUAUCGUUUUGUUGAAAGCUGAAGUUGCAGAGCUUCUUCUGCCAAGUGUUAUUGUAGAUCUAGCCGGAAAGAAGAAAAUGGACCUAGAUCUUCACAAAUUAAUCUCUUCGCAGGUGCAGGAGCAUAUAUUAACAGAAUCUAAUAAGUUGAUAAAAUCAAUUCAAGUCUUCCUGAAGGCCCUUAAUGAACUUCGAUUACAUUAUGUCUUAGAAAGAUCUUCUGCACCAUCAAAGAGAGAUACUUCCAAGUAUGCUAAGCCAUCUAGUUCUGCGUCAAAAUCUCGUUCCACCUCUGCAAAGGCUAGAGAUGCAAUGGCUAUGUCAAGUGCAAUGACAAUAUCAACGUCUUCAUGGGACAAGGUUUAUUGGCUAACCAUUGAUUACCUUCUUGUUGCUAAAUCAGCAGUUAUUUGUGGCUCAUUCUUUACCUCUAUGAUGUACGUGGAAUACUGGUGUGAAGAAUAUUUUAAUAGCCUGACUCUAGGGAGACCAGAUUUCUCCCAUCUUGAGGUGUUGCCAGAUCACAUUGAAGUACUUGUCUCAGCAGUCACUCAAAUCAAUGAACCUGAUAGCUUAUAUGGGAUAAUCCAGUCAUACAAGCUGCCCUCUCAAGUUGUUACCUUUGAGCAUGAGGGAAACUGGAGCAAGGCCCUUGAGUACUAUGACCUGCAAGUACGUUCAAAUACCAUGCUGCAAAUGAAUGAAGGAUCUAGAAGUUUGACAGUAAAGCAUACCCAAUCACCACCACAUCUAUCCAUCUCCGAAUCAAAAGAUGAAAUAAGGCACAGGAAACCUUAUAAAGGUCUAAUUAGAUCUCUUCAGCAAAUUGGUUGUACGCAUGUGCUAGAUUUGUAUUGCCAGGGAUUGGCUUCUCAGAAGGGUCAGGUUCAGCAUGAUUUGGAGUUCAUAGAAUUGCAGUAUGAGGCUGCUUGGCGUGCAGGAAAAUGGGAUUUCUCCUUGCUCGUCAUGGGAAGCAAUUCUCCUCCACGGCAAAAUAUCAAGACUGAUCAUUUCAAUGAAAAUUUGCACAGUUGUCUAAGGGCAUUUCAAGAGGGAGAUUUUGAUGAAUUUCACACUAAACUGGAAGGUUCAAAGCAGGAGCUUGUGCAGUUCAUCUCUUAUGCAAGUGAGGAGAGCACUGAAUACAUCUAUUCAACAAUAAUUAAACUUCAGAUUCUUUAUCAACUUGGUAUGGCAUGGCAUAUACGAUGGAUAACAUCUCCAUGUGAAAUGAUGGAAUUUCGUACUCAGAAGCACCAAAGUUAUACAGAACCUGUGUUCCCUACCAUGGAUCAGUUAUCAUGGUUGAAUAUGAAUUGGAGCUCCAUUUUGGAACGAACUCAGCUGCAUAUGAAUUUAUUAGAACCAUUCAUAGCAUUCAGGCGAGUUCUACUUCAGAUCUUGGGUUGCAAUGAGUGUUCUUUGCAACAUCUUUUGCAGUCCACAUCCACUCUCCGCAAGGGUUCAAGGUUUUCUCAAGCUUCUGCCGCUCUACAUGAGUUUAAAUUUCUUUGUAUUGCUAGUGGUGAACAAUAUUUAUCUUCCUAUUGGCUUGGAAGGCUGGAAGAAGCAAAGCUGUUGCAUGCCCAAGGUCAGCACGAGAUGGCUAUUAGCCUUGCAAAAUAUAUCUCACAAAAUUGUCACUCAAACGAAGAAGCUUCAGAUGUGUAUCGUAUGGUUGGAAAGUGGCUAGCAGAAACUAGAUCUAGCAACUCAAGGACAAUUUUGGAGAAAUAUCUAAAACCUGCAGUUUCCCUGGCAGAAGAUCAGAAGGCUACUCAGAAAAAGUCAAUAGAAAGACAAAGCCAAACACAUUUUAAUCUUGCACACUAUGCAGAUGCUUUAUUUAGGUCCUAUGAGGAAAGAUUAACUUCUAGUGAAUGGCAAGCAGCAACGCGUUUGAGGAAACACAAGACACUGGAGUUGGAGGCACUUCUUAGACGGCUUAAAAGUUCAGCAAAGGGGGACAAGACUGACUAUUCAGCUAAAAUUCAAGAGUUGCAGAAGCAACUUACAUUGGACAAGGAAGAGGCUGAAAAACUGCUGGAUGACAGGGACAAUUUUCUCAACCUAGCAUUGGAGGGAUACAAGCGAUGUCUGGUCAUAGGUGACAAGUAUGAUGUACGAGUGGUGUUUCGACUUGUUUCCCUGUGGUUCAGUCUCUCUUCUAGACAAAAUGUUGUGACUAACAUGCUUACCACUAUUGAUGAGGUUCAGUCAUAUAAAUUUGUCCCGUUAGUUUAUCAAAUUGCUUCAAGGAUGGGGAGCUCAAAGGAUGGAAUGGGACCUCAAAAUUUUCAGUUUGCUUUGGUUUCUCUUGUGAAGAAAAUGUCCAUAGACCAUCCAUACCACACACUUUUUCAGCUUCUAGCUCUAGCAAAUGGUGACCGUAUCAGGGAUAAACAGCGCAGUAGAAAUUCAUUUGUCGUGGAUAUGGAUAAAAUACUUUCAGCAAGAAAUCUUCUGGACGAAUUAUCAUCAUAUCAUGGAGCUGUUAUUGGACAAAUGAGACAAAUGGUUGAGAUCUAUAUCAGACUUGCACAGCUUGAAACAAGGAGAGAGGAUACCAACAAAAGGAUGACAUUACCAAGGGAAAUCCGCAGUGUUCAACAACUAGAACUUGUACCUGUAGUGACGGCUAGUUUCCCAGUGGAUCGUAAUUGUAAUUACAGUGAUGGCUCCUUCCCAUACUUUAAGGGACUAGCAGAUUCGGUUGUGGUAAUGAAUGGUAUUAAUGCCCCAAAAGUGGUUGAGUGCUUUGGUUCUGAUGGUAAAAAAUAUCGGCAGCUAGCAAAAUCUGGAAAUGAUGACCUCAGACAAGAUGCUGUUAUGGAACAAUUUUUUGGUCUGGUUAACACAUUUUUACAAAAUAAUAGAGAUACACGGAAGAGAAGAUUAGGUGUGCGUACAUACAAGGUUAUUCCUUUUACUCCAAGUGCUGGUGUUCUUGAAUGGGUUAAUGGCACUCUUCCCCUUGGAGAAUAUCUUAUAGGAAGCACAAGAAAUGGUGGUGCUCAUGGUCGCUAUGGAAUUGGAGACUGGUCAUUUCUCAAAUGCAGAGAGCAUAUGUCAAAUGAAAAAGACAAGCGUAAAGCAUUCCAUGAAGUUUGUGAGAACUUCAGGCCUGUUAUGCAUCACUUUUUUCUGGAGAGAUUCUUGCAACCAGCUGACUGGUUUGAGAAGAGACUUGCAUACACACGUAGCGUGGCAGCAAGUUCUAUGGUGGGCUAUAUUGUUGGCCUUGGAGACAGACAUUCGAUGAAUAUCUUGAUUGAUCAAACCACUGCAGAAGUAGUUCACAUAGAUCUUGGUGUUGCUUUUGAACAAGGCUUGAUGCUCAAGACACCAGAGCGGAUUCCAUUCAGACUGACAAGGGACAUAAUUGAUGCCAUGGGUGCAACUGGAGUAGAAGGUGUCUUCAGAAGAUGCUGUGAAGAAACUCUGGCUGUUAUGAGAACAAAUAAAGAAGCACUACUGACCAUUGUCGAAGUAUUUAUCCAUGACCCCUUGUAUAAAUGGGCUUUAUCCCCUUUGAAAGCCUUGCAGCGCCAAAAGGAAAUGGAUGAUGAUCUAGAGACAAGUUUGGAAGACUCUCAAGAAGAAUAUGAAGGGAACAAAGAUGCUGCACGGGCGUUGAUGCGCGUCAAGCAAAAACUAGAUGGAUAUGAAGAAGGUGAAUUGAGAAGUGUGCAUGGACAGGUUCAACAGCUUAUUCAAGAUGCCACUGAUGCUGACCGUUUAUGCCAACUGUUUCCUGGAUGGGGAGCUUGGAUGUAAUGUAAAUAUGAUUUGGUUUGCCACAGAGAUGGCCAGUCAUCUUUGUAUAGGCGGUUUGUCAUUUGGUGUUUUUGUCUGAGAAUGUCUUGGGUGACAUUGGCUGAUGUAUAGUAACAUUUUUUACCCUAUAAGCUGUGCAUAUAGAUACAGUAGAUAUAGAAAAUAUCGAAUAUAUAUGUAACGCUUUCGUCCUCAAACGGAAGCGACUCCCCACUCCAUUUUUGUCCCUCUUAUAUUAAUCUUUGGCAAAAUGCAGUCUCAUUUCCAAAUUUUACUAA